Molecule: messenger RNA, 947 nt
Organism: Drosophila ficusphila
Lineage: Eukaryota; Metazoa; Arthropoda; Insecta; Diptera; Drosophilidae
Gene: HP1c
Product: chromobox protein homolog 1
Exons: 1
Coding region: 75-785 (236 amino acids)
Biological process (GO): chromatin organization; negative regulation of transcription by RNA polymerase II
Cellular component (GO): nucleus; pericentric heterochromatin
Molecular function (GO): chromatin binding
Source: RefSeq, a predicted model, not a curated record
AUUUAAGAAACGGUCACACUUGAAAAAAUACAAGCUGAAAAAAUUGUAAACAAUUUUUGUAUAAAGCUAUAAAAAUGGUCAAAAACGAGCCGAACUUUGUGGUAGAGCGCAUUAUAGACAAACGGAUAACCAGCACCGGCAAAGUGGAGUACUACAUCAAGUGGCGCGGCUAUACAUCGGCGGAUAACACUUGGGAGCCGGAAGAAAACUGCGACUGCCCCAAUUUGAUCCAAAAAUUUGAGGAGUCGCGAGCCAAAUCGAAAAAACGCGGCGAGAAAAAGCCGAAGUGUGAGGAAAUUCAAAAGCUGCGGGGCUACGACCGCGGACUGGAGCUGGCCGAGAUCGUAGGCGCCACGGAUGUUACGGGGGACAUCAAAUACCUGGUGCGCUGGCAGUACUGCGAUGAGUUUGAUUUGGUGCCCAGCAGCCAGUUGUCGGAAAAGGAUCCUCAGAUGCUGAUUGCCUACUUCCAGAAGAUGGCUCCGUACAGCAGACACAUUGCGAAGCGGAUGAAGGGUGUGCCAGAAGAGCUGCGAUUAGCUGUCUCCACCACCAGCUAUCCGCAAACCAGCGCAGCUCCCGUCGAACUUCAUCCGGAGGUGGAUCAGUCAGCCGAUUUGGUCGGGCAACUGGGGGGAAUACCGCAAGUUGAACAGGUGCAACAGCACCAUACGCACAUGGAUCUUGCCGAUGAUCCCGACGAUCUGGCCAGCGUUUCCUACUCGAUUCCAGUGCCCGGUGUCGGUGACAUUGGCAUCGAUGUGCCCAUGACCGAGAAUCAAUAAGGACGCAAGCAAAUUCUUUUGCUCAUCGUUUAAUAUUAUAUCUUAAGUUAACUCUUAUAUAAAACUAGCUUGGCUCGUCCAGAUUUAUGUAACCCAGCUGUCCAGAGCGAAAGAAGUGAAUAAACUUCCGUGCGGCAGCCAAUAAAUUUGUCAUAACCUCUA